Messenger RNA from Salarias fasciatus (jewelled blenny), 2588 nucleotides. RefSeq names its product GTP binding protein 4 (gene gtpbp4). The record is from RefSeq and is a predicted model, not a curated record. The coding region runs from base 97 to 2001 and encodes 634 amino acids. NCBI's taxonomy places the organism in Eukaryota, Metazoa, Chordata, Actinopteri, Blenniiformes, Blenniidae. The transcript is spliced from 17 exons. Gene Ontology annotation, molecular function: GTP binding.
UGCAGAAACACAGCGGUCACGGCCAUAUCCUGCCACACCGGAAGUCAGGACUUCCUUCUCCUCGUGCCGUCGGAGGACCGAAACGUGUCCGACAAGAUGGCACUUUAUAACUUUAAGAAGAUUAUGGUGGUCCCCACCUCUAAGGAGUUCAUCGACGUCACUUUAUCCAAAACGCAGCGGAAGACGCCCACGGUGAUCCACAAGCACUACCAGAUCCACCGCAUCCGACACUUCUACAUGCGGAAGGUGAAGUUCACGCAGCAGAACUACCACGACCGGCUGACGCAGAUCCUCACCGACUUCCCCAAACUGGACGACAUCCAUCCCUUCUACGCCGACCUGAUGAACGUGCUGUACGACAAAGAUCAUUACAAGCUGGCCCUGGGACAGAUCAACAUCGCCAAGAAUCUCAUCGAUAAUGUCGCCAAAGACUACGUGCGCCUGAUGAAGUACGGAGACUCCAUGUACCGCUGCAAGCAGCUGAAGAGAGCCGCUCUGGGCCGGAUGUGCACCAUCCUGAAGAGGCAGAAGUCCAGCCUGGAGUACCUGGAGCAAGUGCGACAGCAUCUGUCCCGUCUGCCCAGCAUCGACCCCAACACCCGGACCCUGCUGCUGUGUGGUUACCCCAACGUGGGCAAAUCCAGCUUCAUCAACAAGGUCACCAGAGCGGAUGUGGACGUCCAGCCGUACGCCUUCACCACCAAGUCUCUGUUCGUGGGUCACAUGGACUACCGGUACCUCCGCUGGCAGGUGGUGGACACCCCCGGGAUCCUGGACCACCCCCUGGAGGACAGGAACACCAUCGAGAUGCAGGCCAUCACGGCGCUGGCCCACCUGCGAGCCGCCGUCCUGUACGUCAUGGACCCGUCGGAGCAGUGCGGCCACACGCUGCAGCAGCAGCUGGAGCUCUUCAACAACAUCCGCCCGCUCUUCGCCAACAAGCCUCUCAUCGUCGUGGCGAACAAAUGUGACGUGAAGAAGAUCAGCGAGCUGACGGAGGAGAACCAGAAAAUCUUCACCGACCUGCGAGCCCAGGGAGUGGUCGUCAUAGAAACCAGCACCCUGACCGAGGAGGGCGUGAUGCAGGUGAAGACUGAGGCCUGCGACCAGCUCCUGGCUCACCGUGUCAGCACCAAGAUGAAGGGGAAGAAGGUCCAGGACGUCCUGAACCGGCUGCACCUCGCCGUGCCCGCCAAGAGAGACGAGAAGGAGAGACCUCCGUUCAUCCCAGAAGGAGCUUUGUUACGCAGGAGAGCGAUGGAGGUGGACGCACCCAAACGUAAACUGGAGAGAGAUCUGGAGGUGGAGCUGGGAGACGACUACGUCCUGGACCUGCAGAAAUACUGGGACCUGAUGAACGAGGACGAGAAGCACGAUAAGAUCCCCGAGGUGUGGGAGGGACACAACAUCAGCGAUUACAUCGACCCCGACAUCAUGAAGAAACUGGAGGCUCUGGAGAAGGAGGAGGAGCUGAAGGAGCGAGCGGGCGAGUACGACUCCGACGAGGAGAGCGAGGACGAGGAGAUGCAGGAGAUCCGGGUCCUGGCCAAACAGAUCCGGGAGAAGAAGCAGCUCAUGGUCGUGGAGUCCCGGGAGAAGGACGUGCACGGGCCGCGCAUGCCCCGGACGGCCGGCAAGGUGGAGAGGAAGCAGCUGGAGAAGGAGAUGGGGAACCUGGGUCUGGACAUGGAGGACAAAGACGAUACUCACUACGCUCAGCAGGCUCGUCGUUCCCGCAGCGUCGCCAAGAAGCGUAAGCGCGAGGCGUCGGCUCCGCCCACCUCCAAAACCCGCAGCCAGAGCGCCUCCCGUCCGCCGCGGGAUCAGUCCGGCCUGCGAGACCCGAAGAUGGUGAGGAAGACCAAGCUGAUGAUGAAGAGCUCGCAGAAAGGGAUGAACCGCCAGGCCAGGAAGGGCGAGUCCGACCGCCACGUCUUCGACCUCAAACCCAAACACCUGCUGGCCGGGAAGAGGAAGGGCGGCAAGACGGACCGGAGAUGAGGCGGCGCCGAUGCACCGCAGCCUGAAACAUGACGGCCACCAGCUCGCCGUUCUGACGUCAAGUCUCCAGCAGAACCGCCGCUUUUACAGUCUGAUGUCUGGCUAUUGCAGUAAAAUCCUGUUUUAUCUGAUUGAAAUGUUCCUGUGCUGUCAGACUGAACUGUCCCACCAGGGAGAGAAACAGGAAGUGAGUCCAUUAAACACACCUGAAUCAGCUGUGGGUCACGUGUUUCCCUCCAGUCGCAGCAGUUAGCCAGACACAGAUCAUUCACAGCUCAGGUUGAACGAAAAGAAUCAGUUAAUCCCACCUUUUUUCGUCAUCAAGAACUGGGUCGGGUUCGGGGGUCUUCUUCAGAAGAACAAGGAACCGACUGGCUGCUUUUCUCCCCCCUGCUGUGGUCCACAUAUUGGCAGAUAUUUAAGUGAACGUGCAGACUUCAGCAGUGUAAAAAGUCACGUUUUGACAGAAAAAUAAACUGAACCUAUUCAAGAUGUCCUGAGCAACAUUUUACUUCACUUUGGAAUUAAUUUACAUUUUGACAUUGAGUAGCAUGUAGUGAUUAUUAUGAUUUGUGCUGCAAUAUCUG